AACAAAUACUCCAAAGUCUUGAGAUUUCUUCAUACUUUCGACCCGGAUGUAGAUAGACGAGUUUGUGAGUUUGAAAUCUUCCGUUUAAACAGCUGGGAGGCACUCGUUGAUCUCAAUCUGGACUGGGGUAUGUCGUUUCAUCACCGUGGCGUGUCUGUAAAGGGCAACGCUUACUGAUAACCAUUUGAAGAGCUACCAUAUGGAAGAUUAAAUUUUUGCUUCUUAUGCCCCCACCACUCCAUGGGAGUCAGAAUGCAAGCACGACGAAGACGGCAUUAAAGGGCUAGAAGAGAUGACUCAUUUUUCUUGCAGAUCAUCUUUGCAAGAAAUUUCAUUACUUUUUUUGCCUCAAGAUCAUUGUCUCUAUUUAAAACUGCAUGAGUUAAUUAAUCUUUGUGUAGGGGAAAAAAUCAUUCGUGGUGAAAGAAAGACAAGUUAUAACGUGUUGGAUAACAAGUCCCUCGACCAUUUCAUGCCUGAGUUACCGUCAGAGGAUCCUUUUAACGGUGACACGAACCGAUUUUAUGUGCUGAAGGAAUCAGAGGUUCAAGAGAAUGACUGGAUUCGUCUGUAUUUGGAACUUGCUGUUGCCACAUCUUUCAGGAACCAUAUCACACAUAGUAUGACCAAUUUGAAGAUUCUGAAAGUGGCUAUGGAGAUUACACGAAACCUGGAGCCCUAUAAUAUGGGACUUGAGGCCUAUGACGCAAUUUUCUACAUUAGAUACAAGGACAUUUGCAAGGCUCGAGUUGGUAAGGAUGUCCAUCGCGUUGCUAUGGUCAGAAGAAUCUUGGAUGUGCACUCGGGAGUCUUUAGAAUCGUCGGUGAAACUCAGAACUUACAAACUACAAAACCAUCAAACGCCAUAGAAGCUGGCUCGUCGAUGGUUGACUAAUAAGUUAUUUCGUGAGUUUGGAUUGUUAAGUGGACUGCCCUUUUUGUGUAAUUUGUACGGAUUGUUCUGCUGCUACGUGAGAAGAGCAAUAUAAAAUUCAUAAUUUCUCUUUCAAAAACCA
Messenger RNA from Capsella rubella, 1016 nucleotides. Its product is annotated as UPF0725 protein At4g11700. NCBI's taxonomy places the organism in Eukaryota, Viridiplantae, Streptophyta, Magnoliopsida, Brassicales, Brassicaceae. The record is from RefSeq and is a predicted model, not a curated record. The transcript is spliced from 3 exons. Bases 293 to 895 code for a protein of 200 amino acids.